CUCUCUCUUUCUUCUCAUUGAAUGUUGAGAGCAUCGGUUACCUUUUCUUCUUUGUAUCUACAAACACAAUUUCAGUUAUUCACCACAUCAUGGAAUUAGAAGCAAGAUAUUGACUAUUUGCCAUUUGCGAAUAGAGAUUAACAGUACUAGCUAGAGAGGAGAAAUGGCUGAAGAGAUCAUCAAUGCAAGCCAAUAUUCUCCCCCUGAAGAAUCAAAUAUUGCCGUUCCUCGUUCCACAAGAAAAAAGGGAGGAUGGACAGCCAUCGCAUUCAUUCUUGGGAAUGAAUCGUUUGAGAAACUGGCGUCGGUGAGUUUGAUAUCCAACAUGACCACAUAUUUGCGGAUCAAAUACAAUAUGGGGGGAGUAUUUUUGGUGAACGUGGUGAGUAUAUGGUCUGGCUGUUCCAACAUUACACCUUUAGCUGGUGCUUUCUUGGCUGAUGCUCACCUUGGCAGAUUCCUCACUCUCCUCUUUGGUUCCCUUGCUUCUUUCCUGGGGAUGGGGAUGGUGACAUUAACUGCUGGAGUAGAUAAACUCAGGCCACCUAAUUGUCAGGGCCUUGCAACUUGUUCAGAUCCACAAAAGUGGCAGCUUGCAUUCCUUUUUGCAGGUCUUGGAUUUAUGGCUGUAGGUUCAGGAGGUAUCCGAGCUUGUAACAUUGCCUUUGGGGCUGAUCAAUUCGAUACUAAUACAGAGAAGGGAAGGUCUCAACUCAAAAGUUUCUUCAAUUGGUGGUACUUCUCAUUCACCAUUGCCCUUAUCAUUGCCCUCACAGUUGUUAUCUACAUCCAAACCAAUAUCAGCUGGUUUAUUGGCUUCCUAAUCCCAACUUGCUGUUUAGCUCUUUCCAUUAUGAUUUUCUUGAUUGGUCGCAACACUUACAUUCGUUUGAAGCCUCAAGGAUGUGUUUUUAUCGACAUGGCAAAGGUUAUAAAUGCAGCAUACAGAAAGAGACAUGUUCGCAUUGUACCAUCAGGGAAUUCCCUUUAUGAGCCUGUCCCUAAGGAAACUGCAGAAAACCAGAUAUCAGUACUUAGGCAUACAGACAGAUUCAAAUGCUUAGAUAAGGCCGCUGUGAUUGUGGAUUCGAGCACUGAAUUGAAUGCUGAAGGAGUUGCUAAAGAUAGCUGGAGACUUUGCAAUGUUGAACAGGUGGAAAGGCUGAAAUGUGUUGUUGGAAUAUUACCUGUUUGGGUAGCUGGAAUCACUUGUUUCAUCACUAUGGAACAGAUGAAUACAUUCGGGGUUCUUCAAGUAAUUCAAUCCAACACUAGAGUUGGGAAUUUCAAUAUUCCUCCCGGGUGGAUGGGAUUAGCAUCCAUGAUUGCCCUGGCUAUAUGGAUCUUCAUAUACGAGUGUGUAUACGUUCCCAAUGCAUCGAAAAUCUCUAAGAAGGAAGCCAGGUUGUCCCUCCAAAUAAGAGUCAAAAUAGGCAUUUUCAUGUCAAUUCUUUGCUUAGCAGUAGCUGCAUUUGUUGAAACAAGGCGCCGAGACUUAGCCCUGAAAGAAGGCACAUUCAUCUCUCCACUUGGAAUCGCAUUCUUUUUGCCUCAAUUCAUUCUAUCAGGGUUGACAGAAGCAUUUGCCGCGGUCUCAGUCAUGGAAUUCUUGAAUAACCAAGUACCAGAGACAAUGAGAAGUGUAGCUGGAGCAAUAUUUUUCUUGAGCUUAAGCAUUGCCAGUUACCUCAACACACUCAUUGUCAAUAUAGUUGAGAUGUUAAGCGGGCUACACGGCGGAAAUCCAUGGUUGGGAGGUCAUGACCUUAACCAAAACAAGCUAGAACGAUUUUACAUUCUUAUUGCUGGUUUGGGAGUACUAAACUUCAUAUACUUCCAUUUUUACGCCAGCCGUUACAUUCUAAGUUAUGAAGAGUCGAAGAGGAGACAGACUGUGUUGGAAACUCGCAUUGAUCAUGUAGACCUGCCAGAGAAGAAACCAUGAAAAUUGGAGCAAAUUAAUAUGGAUUAGUGAUCCAAAUGAAGUAAUUGAAUCAAGACAUGAGUUAAUUAGAUUUAUGUCUUUAUAUAUGUUUGCUAAGCAUGCUACUUUAUUAGUGGUCACUGUCAAAUAUUAAUUGGGAAAUCUACACAAAAUGCCCAUUUGGGCCAAACUAAUUACCCACUCAAAA
This is a messenger RNA of Nicotiana attenuata, 2132 nucleotides long. Its product is annotated as protein NRT1/ PTR FAMILY 2.8. NCBI's taxonomy places the organism in Eukaryota, Viridiplantae, Streptophyta, Magnoliopsida, Solanales, Solanaceae. Gene Ontology annotation, molecular function: transmembrane transporter activity. Gene Ontology annotation, biological process: transmembrane transport. Gene Ontology annotation, cellular component: plasma membrane. The coding region runs from base 164 to 1945 and encodes 593 amino acids. The transcript has 3 exons. The record is from RefSeq and is a predicted model, not a curated record.